AUGAUUAUGGUUCUUACUUGGCAUGAUUUCGAAACAUGUUUCUCGAGGCGGGAAGGCCAUCGCGGUUCCUUGCUCGGACUGUGCUCGCUCCGCUUUUUACAAAUCAUUGGGGCUUAUUUGUUUAUCCAUGGUGUAUUUCCUAGUGGGGGCGAAAUCUACGCGCAAGUAUACAUUCGCGCAAAGAACGUACACCCUUCUAGAAGUGGCAGGUCAAGCUAUGACUAUUUUGAUGAUGAGCCCAUGCGCCAUGCGCCGGCCGGACCACGUGAGGGUCUCGGGAUGCCCGGCACGGCUGGUGAUGAUCUGCACAGCCCGGCCCAGAACGCGAAUGCCCGGUCUGGGCUGCCGGAACAAAAGAGAGCCAGGGAGUCGUUUGCAGCGGCCGCUCUUUCGGAGGAGGGAUCGAAACACGCGGCGGUAUGCAUCUCUGUGUGGCAGUGA
Molecule: messenger RNA, 441 nt
Organism: Chaetomium globosum CBS 148.51
Lineage: Eukaryota; Fungi; Ascomycota; Sordariomycetes; Sordariales; Chaetomiaceae
Exons: 4
Coding region: 1-441 (146 amino acids)
Source: RefSeq, a predicted model, not a curated record